This is a messenger RNA of Pseudoliparis swirei, 3913 nucleotides long. Its product is annotated as pro-opiomelanocortin-like. Lineage: Eukaryota; Metazoa; Chordata; Actinopteri; Perciformes; Liparidae. Bases 2758 to 3465 code for a protein of 235 amino acids. Gene Ontology annotation, molecular function: hormone activity. Gene Ontology annotation, cellular component: extracellular region. The transcript is spliced from 2 exons. The record is from RefSeq and is a predicted model, not a curated record.
AACUGAAGAAUGAAUAUCUCCCUUCUGAUAUGUGUGUGGUCCAUAUGAAUGCAACAAUAACGCUCUGUUUCCUUGAACGCAUUCUGCAGUGUUCAUUGAUCAUUUUCUGAGAAGUUGCACAAAAAGUGACAUUUGUUCACUGCUGAUUUCUCAAAGUAAGUUUAAAUGUCGUUUUUUAAUGGUCACGACCUUUGAAUGUUUGGCUACAGAUCUGCUUUUUAAUGUGACUAAGGACUGCAUAGCUGAGGACAUGAAGCCUAUUCACUCAAGUCAAUAUUAAAUUACUACCAUUCUUGUGUGUCCUUGAACAGCUCAAGGGACGGCUGCAUUCAUUUGUAUUUUGGGCUUUCUGGUUUGGUUUUUAUCGCCCUGCAAGUUUACUACAUUCAAAUCAGAGCCAACUGGAAUGUAGUUUAGGGACUGUGUGGAAAUUACUGCAGCGGGGCCACUCAAUCUGCCUUUUUUUUAUAGCUGUAAACUAAAUUAUAUAACUAAACUGUGAUGAAACACUUUAAUGAUGGAGUUCAUGUUGAAAUGGUUUUACCCAUUACACAAUCGGUUUAAUAUUUGCUUGGGGUUAUUCCCUCUCAUCUCCACACCUCAACUCAGCCACAGUCAUCUCCGGUUUACUAUGUUCAACAAUCAUACGGAGAAGUGGGCUUCUCACAUAGUGACAUUACAGCUGCUCUAAUUGUGUAUCAAGAGCAAGGAAAUGAUCAGUGACAUCACAGACAUUUAGAUUUUUUUCAGCACUGCAAUAUUUCCAAAUGUGCAUGUUAUGGGUUAAAGUUAUGAUCCGAUAGGAUCAGUACCUGAGCAGAAAUGCAGCCAAAGAAAAAAUCACAUGGUAUUAAUACAUUUAAUCUGACCUUUUUCCAUGACGCAGGGCUAAGCCAUGAUUUGAUUUAUUCUGAUGGUUUUCCAACAGCUCCGUGGCUUUUUUGCCUUUUUGUCACAACAAAAAAAAAAGGAAAAUGUUUUUUCGUACGUCUGUUUGAUGAAUUAUCAUCGUGAGCCCAGACCAAAGGGACAAAUACAUUACGACUCCUGUGGAAGAUUAAAAAAAAUAAAAAAUACAACCACCAUUCCUCACCAAUUGAAUGAUGUUUAAUGUGAAGCAGCAACCAUGUACAAAUGCAGUCGAGUGUGAUUUCUGCAAAUACAAAAAGCACGUAGGUAAACAAGUUCACACGGGCGGAGAGAGCUGCAGUCAGGUGGCAGGAAACAGAAAUGCGGCGGGGAAAAGGUCUCCGAGUUGUGAGGCUCAGGUCAGGUGGCUGGAAAACAAGAGCACAUUGACAAUGUGACAGGAAAUGACUGGCCAUGGUAAUGAUGCAGGAAAGUGGAAACACGUGAGCAGGGGGAAGUAGAAGUCCGUCGUCUGGGACAGUUGCAAGAGUCUGAGGGCAUCUGGUUGGUAGAUGUACGUUGACAUUGGCUGCAGCGGUAGACAACUCUGAGUUUAAUGCAUGCCUCAUGUCUCCUGUAAUCCUCAUGCAUCUGAACUUGAACAGUGCAGGAAUGGCCAAAUUGCAAAAACAUGGGAUACCAAUAGACCCUUCCAUCCGUUUGUAACUGAGGUAUUUAUGUGAGAACAGCCGAAUACAGCGGAUUGCACAAGUCAGAGUGAUUGAUUGUGAAGGCCUCAACAAAAACUCUGAUUUCACUCUCAACUGUUUUUAAUUCAAUUUGUAAAGCUUGCUUAUUGAAUGCCUGGAGGGAGGAGGUGGGGGAACUCUUUAUGAAAAAGGGGCUAUUUCGGUAAAGAGGCUGCAUCUCAGGAAAACUGUAAGGAUUCUAACUUUUUAGGAUACAUUUAACUUCUAUGUGUUAGGUUGACCAUUCACACAUUGGCAUGGUCUUUAGAGAGAGAGAGAGAAAGAUAUUUUAUAAAUCCAGAACUAUUGAGAGGCACAUCUACUGUCACAAACUGAAUUUAAAUGAAAAACAAUAGCAACGGAAAGGGAAGAAGUGUUGGCGUUGCGUGAAAGACGUCCACGUAUUGUUGCAGAGGUAUCUACUGAGAUGAAGCAUGCUACCAUCUGUACCUCGAGAGGAGAUGGAGAGUCACUCUGGCAUCUGUCCAGAGGGCGUGUCCAUACGGCAUCCGUGGUCUGUGUGCGUUUCAUGAAGAAACGUAGUUUUGUUUAUCGGAUUAGUCAGCAAACUUUCUGCUGCUGCCGUCACUCAGGUGAGACCGGCUGUCGAUUAUCGGCACUGUAGUUUGCGCGGCCCCUCCCAUUGGUGGGGGACUACCCCUCCAUGGUAACUAUUGUGUUGUUCACUUUUAACAAUGAAAUGUUUUAUGUAAUGACUAUAUUUGGAUACAAUCCGGCACACAAUAACUGUGAACAAGAAUCUUCCACUCCCCUUUUCCAAACCGUAACUUCACGGCCAAAUGACUCUCUAAAUCCCUUCUGUGUUUCAACCCGCAAACCUUAACCGCCCAAAACAUUUUCUCAGCUUUUUUCUUAAACCCCUCUUAAAAAUGAUUCAUAUUCAGCCGAUAACCAAGACCAUCUGUUCAAAUAGGCCCAUGGUGUCCAAAAAGGAAUGUGGAUAAAUGGUAGUUGAGCUCAAGAGAGCUGUUUUGUAUCGCUUCACUCACUAAACGUUUCUCUCAGUUUAUUGUAAGUGAAUAUUUGAGCCUGUUGGGACUCACUUCACGGCUCUCGUCUUGAGUUACCCCGCUGGGGCUUUGUUUUCUUUUCAUCUUCCGGCUUCACAUGUGUUUCUGCCCUCCACACCAGGGUGAAGAUGGUGUAUCUAUCUUGGCUGUUCGUGGGGGUGAUGGCUCACGUGUUCGUCCCCGGCUUCGGGUCCGUUUGCUGGGACAAAUCUCAGUGCAACGACCUGAGCAACAAGGGAAGACUGAUGGAGUGCAUUCGCCUCUGCAUAUCUGCCAUCAGGUCUGAAUUCCCUCAGCUCAGUGCACUGGCCCUGAAGGUGAAUAACAAUGAGGACGACCUCCUCCUCAGCAUCAUUCUGGCCGCCCUGGUGUCUGAAGACAAGCUGUCCCAGUCGGAUCUGAAAGCCCACAGAGACGGACGACGCUCCUAUUCCAUGGAGCAUUUCCGCUGGGGCAAACCCUCUGGCCGCAAACGUCGCCCCGUAAAGGUGUUUGCCUAUUCUCUGGAGGAAGGGGGCUCUUUUGAAGGCCGUUUCCCCCAUCCGUCUCGCAGGCAGCUGGGCCGCCUCGAGGAUGAAGUGAGGGAGGUGAACUACGGAGGAAGUCAACACCAGGGUUUGCCCAGGAUCGACCUGAAGUCACACGUCCCAAUGAGCCUGCAGGAGAGGAAAGAUAGAACCUAUCGGAUGAAUCACUUCCGGUGGGGGAGCCCACCUGCCUCGAAACGUAACGGCAGGGAACGGCUUAGGAAACGGAAAAUGAAGAAACCUCAGAGGCAGCUGGACAAGCUCCUCGUGAAUAUUGCACGCAAGGAUGUGCAGAGGAUAAUGGGCUGAUUGAAAGAUGGAGGGGGGCGGGGGGAGGUGGUUUGGGCUGAAAGAAUCUUAAUUGCAUGUCAGCACGCUAUUACAGACACUAUCGUUAGCAUGUUGUUGAAUCUCUUCUGGGACAAAGGUUGUCCUCAUCGAAACACCUCAGCUAAAAAUAAGAAACAAGGCCCUUUUAUUUUUGAAAGAAAGCAACAAUGCACCCGCAUGACCUUCUCGGUCUGAAUGAAGCUGAAUGAGACGGGCGCGCUGCUCGUGUUUAUUUUUUUUCUUCUUUUUGAAGGAAUAGUCUCAUAUGUUUUGAAAAAGAGAGAAUGCCAUUCCAGGGAAAGAGGUGAGUGUAAAAGAAGAAGAAAAAUAUCCAGUUUAUUUACAGGGUGGUAUCACUUUUUUGUAAAUUAUAAUAAUAAUCCUAAUAAUAAUAAUAAAGAUCAUUCCGUUUGUGGCAAUAAUCAAA